AUGUUGUAUGUAAAUGUAGUAGUACUUCUCAAAGAAGGAAAAAUAGCCCUAUAUUUCCGAUCUAAAACCUUCCGCGAAUAAAAAAUCAAUAGAAAAAACAAACACUCGAACAAAGAAAGAAUCAUAAUUCAUAACAUACACACGCCCUCUUUCCUUCUCUCUACUUUCUCUCUCUUCUUUUGGUUCACUCCAAACGACAUUCCAUCCUUCUUGCCAUAAAUUUCUUGUAAUUCUUUAUUCUACAUGCAGAUUUUCUCCAUCAUUUUUGUUAUUAUACAAGUUUAGUCUAUGAAUUUCGAUUUUCGAAGAACAAAUUGGGGACCAAAAUUAGGGUUUUUGAAGUUUUGUGAUGUCAGUUCUAUUCAUUUUAGUGAAUAAAUGCUCAUUCCCGGGGAUCUAGGGUUUCGCGUUGCUGUUUUCUUCAUUUUCGUAUUUUUUCCAGCGACUUUUUUCCUUCUCCGCCGAAAAUGGCGGCUUGCGGUUGCUAGACAGGAGGAGAUCAAUCGUUUACUUGUUCAAGCCUCCGAAGAGGCUGCUCGAGCUGAGGUUGAAGCUUCGUUUGGUUAUAGCUCUUCAAUUUCGAUUUCGUCUCUUCGUGUCUGUGCUGUUUGUUUCACCCCUACUGCCAAUCGAUGUGCUAGAUGCAAAGCAGUUAAUUACUGCUCUGGCAAGUGUCAAAUUAUUCAUUGGAGACAAGGUCACAAGGAUGAGUGCCAUCCAUCAGUGAGUAGUGCUGAGAUCCAUGAGGGAUAUGUGGGUGAUCCUAUUAAGCAACAAUGUUUUACUGAUGAAAAUGUGAAUAGUGGAUUACUUGGUGAAGAAGUUGGAACUGCACAAGAGAAUCUGAAUCCCACCCAACCUGUAUUCGCCCCAUUUGACAACUGUGAGAAUGAGAAGACUUCUGUUACUUUUCCUUGUGAAGGAGAUGAGCUAGAGCCUCAAGCUGAUUUAAAUGGAAUUUUGGGAGCAUCUCAAUCACAUGCAUUUUCUUCAAGUGAUGGCAUGUGCAUUGAUGAUUCCAGCUCUGAUAUUGAUAGUAUACAUGAUCUUAAAUCUGAUUUAUCUGAUUCUUGCUCCACUCCUGAUAACCCAGAGACUUCCUCAACUGGUCGGAUUGUGGAGCAAACUAAGCCAUUGGAGGAAGAAGCUUAUUCAAGGGUGGAAUCUAAUGAUGAUACGGACACCACUUCUGGUGAUUCCAAGGAAGAAGAGCUAAGUAAAGCAGCUGGUUAUUCAGCUUUGAACACCAGUCGCUCUGAUAAGAACUUAUUGAAACCUUCAAUAGCCACAUCUGGUUUUUGGGAAGGUACUCUUGACUAUUGUAAAACUAAACAACACUUGAAAAGCUCUAAUGCCAAGCUGGAAGCUGGUGGAUUAGAGAAUAUCGUAUCAGAUAUGCAUUGUCAAGGGCUGGAAUCAUCACCUGACACUCUUCCUGUUAUGGCUAGCACAAGUAAGCUUGCUAGAGAGCCUACUUUUACAGAAAAGGAUCAGAGAGAUCCUAGAAGACAUCUUAACUCUACAACCUCGGGCGCUAAGGAUCCUGCAAACAGAGUUAGGGUGAGUAAUAGUGAUGGGUAUUUGGUGAAGUCCGGACAAGUUCGAGCUACCGAAGAAACUUUUAAAUAUAGUUCUCGACCACUGUAUGCUUCAGAGAAGGAAAAUGAUUUGGACCAAGGCUCUAAAGAUGUGCUGCGUUCAUUGGUUUCAAAGAAAGUUGAAUUGUCAGCAAAAUCUUAUGGUCCAUCUGCCAUGAAGGAUCCUAUUGCCCCAUCCAGAAAAUCCGUUAAAUCUAGUAAAGGUGCUGCUGUAGCCACUCAAGUAACCCCAACUGCCACAGUGGGACUAAAAACAUCAGUGCUAAAAGUUGUUGAGCAGUUGAGAGCUCCAAAAUUGUUGAAACAGGGUGAUGAUGUAAAAAACACUGAGAAGGCUGUUUUUUCUUAUGAGUUGUUUGUUAAGCUUUAUCAUUGGAACAAGGUGGAGCUGCGACCAUGUGGAUUAAUAAAUUGUGGUAACAGCUGCUAUGCCAAUGUUAUCCUCCAAUGCUUAGCAUUUACCCCACCGCUUACUGCUUAUCUUCUUCAAGGACUUCAUUCUAAAGCAUGUGCAAAGAAAGAAUGGUGCUUUCUAUGCGAGUUUGAAAGGUUGAUCUUAAAGGGAAAGGACGGGGGUUCUGCACUUUCUCCAAUAGGUAUACUAUCCCAAAUACAGAAAAUCGGGAGCCAUCUUUCUAGUGGGAGGGAGGAGGAUGCACAUGAGUUUCUGAGGUAUGCUAUUGACACGAUGCAAUCUACAUGCCUACAAGAAGUUGGUGGGAUUGCUACUGGAUCUUUACAGGAAGAAACAAAUCUUUUGGGGCUAACUUUUGGAGGUUAUCUUCGCUCAAAGAUAAAAUGUACGAAGUGCCGUGGUAAAUCUGAGAAACACGAGAGGAUGAUGGAUCUUACUGUUGAGAUAGGGGGAGACAUAGAAACUUUGGAAGAUGCUUUGCGGAAAUUUACAGGAACUGAACCUCUUGACGGAGAAAACAAGUACCAUUGUGGCAGGUGCAAGUCUUAUGAAAGAGCAAAAAAGAAACUAGACAUAUCAGAGGCUCCCAAUGUCCUUACCAUUGCGCUAAAGCGGUUUCAGUCAGGGAAGUUUGGAAAGCUUAAUAAGGCAAUUGGAUUUCCAGAGAUUUUAAAUUUAGCCCAUUAUAUGAGGAGCGGGAGUGACAAAUCACCCAUAUAUAGACUUUAUGGGGUGGUGGUUCACUUGGAUAUUAUGAAUGCAGCCUUUUCGGGUCAUUAUGUGUGCUACGUUCGAAACGCACAUAAUAAGUGGUACAAGAUUGAUGAUAGCAUGGUCAAGGCUGUGGAAUUGGCUAGUGUACUAAGCAAGGGAGCAUAUAUGCUCUUCUACUCAAGAAUCUCUCCACGUGCUCCAAAGUCUAUUAGAAGUGCUAUGGUUUGUCGUGAUUUGUCAAGUAAGGUCAAGGUUGCUGAGGUUGAUGCUUCUCGGAGUAGUGCGAAGAUUACUAAUUCAAGACUGAAAGAUCCAUCUACGCUCGCCAGUCGGGCUCCAGAUAAUUUGGCCAGUCCUGGCUAUGUUUAUCAAAAUGGAACAAGCUCGCCCCCUGUACGAAAUAAUAUUCUUGAUGUUGACUCGUCUAGUGAUAAUUCUUCCUUAUUUAGCCACUCAGAUGAAGUCUCAAGUAGUACUGACAGCAACAGGGAGUCUAUUAGUGCAGAUGAAAUUUCCGAGUAUAUUUUUGGUUUCAAUGCCUUUUUCAGGCAAUCUUCAGAUUCAGAGACGUCCUCUUCCUCCUCGUGCUCAUCUUCUCCUGAAUACACGAGGCUUUCACCCCUUUCCAGUUCAGAGAGGUAUGCUUCUGCCAAUCCGGAUGAUAAUGCUCAACCAGUUCUGACAGAGGUAUCUAGACCUGUUGAAUCAGGUUCAUUUUUGCAUUCUAACACUAGUAGCAAGCAAGUAACGAAAAAUCUAGUACAUAUUAGUAGUAGUAGUUGUAGUAAAGAGGCUGAGGCCGAGAAAUUAGGAUGGGCUAACUCGUUGGGUAAUGAAAAAUCUGGUUCUGGUGUACAUCUGAGACGAUCUUGUAGGAAGAAAUCAGAUUUAAGUAAUUCCAUUAUAUAAUAUUAAUUGUUAAGAAGGAAUAAAUGUUUUUACCGCAAGUUUUCCCUCUUCCCCCAAUUAUUUUUCUUGAUCUUUUUGUGGGGAAAGGGGUCGGAAAUAUUGUAUGUAUUAACUUGUUACAUUUGUAUUUAAUGAGAAGGUAUAAAGAAAUGAAAAUUUUUACUUCA
Amaranthus tricolor (Joseph's coat) is the source of this 3803-nucleotide messenger RNA. RefSeq names its product ubiquitin carboxyl-terminal hydrolase 17. The transcript has 11 exons. The record is from RefSeq and is a predicted model, not a curated record. Gene Ontology annotation, biological process: protein deubiquitination. Gene Ontology annotation, molecular function: cysteine-type deubiquitinase activity; cysteine-type endopeptidase activity. The coding region runs from base 379 to 3636 and encodes 1085 amino acids. Lineage: Eukaryota; Viridiplantae; Streptophyta; Magnoliopsida; Caryophyllales; Amaranthaceae. Gene Ontology annotation, cellular component: nucleus; cytosol.